Molecule: messenger RNA, 2640 nt
Organism: Mycena indigotica
Lineage: Eukaryota; Fungi; Basidiomycota; Agaricomycetes; Agaricales; Mycenaceae
Product: Ribonucleoside-diphosphate reductase
Exons: 11
Coding region: 1-2640 (879 amino acids)
Biological process (GO): DNA replication; deoxyribonucleotide biosynthetic process
Cellular component (GO): ribonucleoside-diphosphate reductase complex
Molecular function (GO): ATP binding; ribonucleoside-diphosphate reductase activity, thioredoxin disulfide as acceptor
Source: RefSeq, a predicted model, not a curated record
AUGUCCUCGCUGACUUUCUGUGUAGACGGGCGCAAGGAGAAGGUUCUCUUCGACAAGAUCACUUCUCGCAUCGAGAAACUCAUCUACAACCUUGACCAAAACUAUGUGAACCCUGUAGAGGUUACACAGAAGGUCGUCGCCGGUGUUUACAAUGGCAUCACCACGAUGGAGCUCGAUAACCUUGCCGCCGAGACCGCCGCAUACCUUACCACCAAGCAUCCCGACUACGCGAUUCUCGCUGCUCGUAUCGCCAUCUCCAACCUACACAAGGAGACCAAGAAGAGCUUUUCCCAGGUGAUCUCGGAUCUCUAUUCUUAUGUCAACCCCAAGACGGGGCGGGCGGCUUCUCUCAUUUCCAAAGAGACCUACGACGUUGUAAUGGAGAAUGCUGCCACACUCGAUGCGGCAAUUAUCUACAACCGUGACUUCAAUUACAAAUACUUCGGCUUCAAAACCCUUGAACGCUCUUAUCUCCUGCGCAUCAAUGGCCGUGUAGUAGAACGACCCCAACACCUGAUCAUGCGGGUAGCUGUUGGAAUUCAUGGCAGGGACAUCGACCGAGUUAUGGAAACGUACGAUCUUAUGUCCAAGGGUCUAUUCACGCAUGCGACGCCAACUCUUUUCAACGCUGGAACUCCACAACCGCAACUCAGCUCAUGCUUCCUGGUUUGCAUGAAGGACGACUCGAUCGAAGGUAUCUAUGAUACCCUCAAGAACUGCGCUAUGAUCAGCAAAAGUGCUGGUGGUAUUGGCGUCAACAUCCACAACAUUCGUGCCACAGGCUCGUAUAUCGCCGGUACCAACGGUUAUUCGAACGGCAUUGUUCCUAUGCUCCGUGUGUAUGAUUCCACUGCUCGCUAUGUUGAUCAAGGAGGCAACAAGAGACCUGGUGCCAUUGCAAUCUAUAUUGAGCCAUGGCAUGCGGAUAUCUUCGAUUUCAUCGACCUCCGCAAGAACCAUGGCAAGGAACAAAUGCGAGCUCGUGAUCUUUUCCUGGCAUUAUGGGUGCCUGACCUUUUCAUGAAACGCGUCGAAGCUGGUGGCGAGUGGUCACUGUUCUGCCCCAACGAGGCCCCUGGACUGCAUGAGGUCCACAGUGCGGAGUUCGAGGCACUAUACGAGAAGUACGAAAGGGAAGGCCGUGCUCGCCAGACGAUUCCUGCUCAGAAACUCUGGUAUGCCAUUCUCGAAGCGCAGGUGGAGACCGGUGGACCCUUCAUGCUCUACAAGGACGCUUGCAACUCCAAGUCAAACCAGAAGAACCUCGGUACCAUCAAGUCGUCGAACCUUUGCACCGAGAUCAUUGAAUAUUCUUCGCCCGACGAGACCGCGGUCUGCAAUCUUGCGUCGAUCGCCCUUCCCUCGUUUGUCUCGAAUGGCCAGUAUGACUUCCAGCGGCUGCACGACAUUGCAAAGGUGGUUGCGAAGAACUUGAACCGGAUCAUUGAUGUCAACUACUAUCCCAUCCCCGAGACGCGUCGUUCCAACAUGCGUCACCGUCCUAUCGGCGUUGGCGUUCAAGGACUCGCGGAUGUCUUCAUGGCGUUGCGUAUGCCAUUCGAUUCGGCUGAAGCAAAGGAACUUAACAUCAAAAUUUUCGAGACCAUCUACCAUGGUGCGCUCGAGGCGUCUGCGGAGCUGGCUGAACGGGAUGGGCCGUACGAGACAUACCAAGGCAGUCCUGCUUCUCAAGGGCAGCUGCAAUUCGAUAUGUGGGGUGUAACACCGUCAGACUUGUGGGAGUGGGAGGGGCUGAAAGCCAAGAUUGCGCAAUACGGUCUUCGGAACUCGCUUCUCACCGCCCCGAUGCCGACUGCGUCGACCAGCCAAAUCUUGGGCAACAACGAGUGCUUCGAGCCUUACACGAGCAACAUUUACACUCGUCGUGUGUUAUCCGGCGAGUUCCAGGUGGUGAACCCAUGGCUGCUUCGCGAGCUUGUCGACCGGGGGAUCUGGAACGAGGAUAUGAAAAAUCUGCUGAUCGCUCACCGCGGCAGUGUUCAAAACAUCCCCGAAAUUCCUGACGACGUCAAGGCGAUCUACAAGACCGUUUGGGAGAUCAGCCAGAAGAGGGUGCUGGAGCUGGCGGCCGACCGGGGCGCAUUUAUUUGCCAGAGUCAGAGCUUGAACGUCCAUCUUGCAGCGCCAACCAAUGGCCAGCUGACAUCGAUGCAUUUCUACGGUUGGAAGCGGGGGCUGAAGACGGGGAUGUACUAUCUCCGGACACAACCUGCGGCGGCUGCCAUCCAGUUCACGGUUGACCAGAGCGUGUUGAACCAAGUCAAGGCUCAGAAUGCAAAGGCCAAGGAAGAAAAGACAGUUGUCGUGAGUUCACCUGCACCAACAACGACCGUUCCUCCGCUGGCUCGGGUAGCUGCCUCUUCUUCUGUGUCUUCCAUUUCUUCCCGCGACCAGUCACCUGUGCCGACAACACCGCCACGCGAGCCAGUUGAAGCUGAGCCAGUUGUUGUUGCUCCAUCGGCGGUCGAAGAUGAGGCGGCAGCGAUGAUGGCUAAAAUGGCUGAAGAAGAUCCUGAGUUCGCCGCGGCACUCAAAAAAUUAGAAGAGCGACAAUUGGAGCAAGCGCGGUUGGAGUGCGCGUUGGAAAACAAGGAAGCGUGCUUGAUGUGCUCUGGUUGA